AUGCUUUUGUUCGAUUGGACAUUUCAUUUGGGCGACACAUGUGUUGACAUGGCCAUGGAAGACACACCACCUAUACCACCAUCUAUUAUAUGCCUUUGCCGAUACACUGUUUACUGCCUGACAACAGGGGGCACUGUGAGGUGGCAGAUCCGACUUGAACAGGUCGGCACGGCGCUAAUGGUUUAUAAUGUGGGAAAAGAAACUCUUUCCGUUCGAUUGUGUGUAGCCACAAACUCGAACACACUGCUGGUCUUUAUGGACAAUAAAUUGAUGUGGAAUAGUCAGACGGAGGACGUAGUCGUAUCGCUCAAGCUUAGCAGUUUCAAGUAGGU
Messenger RNA from Strongylus vulgaris, 332 nucleotides. Lineage: Eukaryota; Metazoa; Nematoda; Chromadorea; Rhabditida; Strongylidae. The record is from the annotation of a GenBank genome assembly.